This is a messenger RNA of Salpingoeca rosetta, 4082 nucleotides long. RefSeq lists its product as uncharacterized. The record is from RefSeq and is a predicted model, not a curated record. Bases 402 to 3509 code for a protein of 1035 amino acids. The transcript is spliced from 21 exons. Lineage: Eukaryota; Choanoflagellata; Craspedida; Salpingoecidae. Gene Ontology annotation, molecular function: calcium ion binding.
CGAAGGUUGGCAACCCCGCAUUUCGCAGCGCAACGCACAAACACCAAACACAGCAAGCACAACCCACACCGCCUGACAUUCACGCACACAACAAACGACGACGCUGACGAUCCAACCACUCCUCUUCCUUCCACUGUCAGGUUGGGUGGUUGUGUGCUUCGAAGCUUUGCUGCUGCGCUCGAGGCAGCACACACGUCGUCCAGCAGAGUAAGGAGAAGAAGGCACCGCGUGAGGAAAGAGAGGGGAUUGUUGUCAACCCUUCAAGACUCAUCUGCCCAUCCAUAUCCAGUCAAAGCCGCGCUCCCUUGUUUUGUUGUUGGUAGUGGUGCCUUUUUACGACCUUCCGCACCUGUGAUCGUUUUGUCGCGGCAAGUAGUAUUUAGUUGCCUGGCUGUUGUGGCAUGAGCAACACGGACCGGCGGGCGCCGGUGCACCGCACUCGCCUCCAUGGUCUCAUCAGCGUGAGCCGCCUCAGCACAGCCGACACAUCCCAGGAACGCCCAAAGUCGGCCGAGUAUGGCGUGCUUCGAGUCGACAACCAAGGCCCCGGCAGCUACCACCUGUCUCCGAUGGUGCUCCGGCGCCACGCGCUCGCACAACAGCAACUGGAGCACCAGCGCGUGCGCAAGACCUUGCAGCAGCUCAAAGUGCACAGCCAGUCCAUGAGCAAUCUCCUCGGGAAACCAACGGACAUGACGCAGCGACACAUGCUGCUGACGCGCCAGUCCAGGCCGCGCUCCCGAAGCGUUGACAGGCACUCUCGUUCGCCCCGCACCACCUCCCGGCUGAACGAUGAUGCAAAUGGCGUCCCUGGCCUCAUGUACCCAUCUGCCCUGCACCCGCGACGGGGCUCACUGCUCGGUCCCUCGACGACAACGGCGCGCCGCUCAUAUCCGCCUCCGCACACGCCAGACACGUUCAUGCUGGCAGCACAGGGCCACCGCGGGUCGAGCGACGGCGCAAUGCCGCCCAUCGCAGGCGACCGCGGCCAGCGCUACACGCGAUACAGCCCCUCUGUUGGGGAUCCGGACGCGCCAUCCCACCGCAGCAGCACGCAGGCCGUCUCGCUCCCAUCGCUCUUCCGCAACGCAACAACAGAGACCCUGCAGUCCACAGCGGGCGGCGACGGUGCUGGCACCAGUGGUGACCGCGCCCAGCCGAGCGAUGUGCACGCGCGUGGUGGAGGCACUCGCCACCGCAGCAGCAUCGACCAGUUUCUGAUGGACCCAAUGUCCGGUAGCCACCACAUGCAGGACGCCGAGUUUCGUCAUGCCAUGCGCCUCACACCAUUCAACAUCAAGGAGCUUUUGCUCAGGAAAAUGAACAUUCCCCCCAACAUCGCCGCGAUGGACGACGACGAAGCAGAGAACGCAGACUUUAUGAACUUUGUCGUCAGCCUGGCAAUACACGGGCGGCGUCUGAUGAUGACGCGCGACGACAGAAAACACAAUCUCGGGCCCCACGAGCGCAAACACUCACCGAAGGCGCGCCCUGAUCGGCAGACGUGCAAGUUCUGCGUUGCCAUCCGCGUGGGCGGCGGGUAUGUGUUUGUUGGAUUUGCAGACGAGGAAGGCCGCUGUAUUGGGUGUGGUCGCUUCCUUGACUUUGACCUGAGCGACCCAACGCAGGCGUCCAUGGUCAACUGGGCUGUGCAGUUUGCACGCCACCGCCGCCGCAUGAAGGGAAAGGGUGGACGGAAGGGUCAAGGUGGUGGCGCCAACGGUGGGGAUGGCGUUGAUGACGAUGAUGAUGGUGGCGGCAGGAGGAAGGGUCGCCGUGGCGGUAUCGGUGGGGAUGGGGGCGAUGGUGAUGACGAGCAAGCACGCCUCGCCAAAGAACGACAGCUCGCAUGGGCUUCAAGGCAAGCCACGCGUGCCGGCAACCGUGACGGCGACGGAUUUGAUGGGCGCGGCGACCAUGGUUACAACAGCGGCGCAUACGGCAGCGGCGGUCGUGGUGCACACGGUGACAUCGGUGGUGGUGAUGGUGAUGGUGAUGGUGAUGGUGAUGGUGGGCGGAACGGGCGUGCUGACGGACUGUACGGAGGGGGUGGUGACGGCUCACUGGGGUCCGGUAGCGAUGGCCGUGGUGGUGUUGGCGGUGAUGGGUUUGGUGGUGGUGGUGGUGGUGGCUUGUGGGGUGAUGGCCACGGUGGUGGUGGUAUUGGGGACAGCCUGGGUCGUGGUGGUGGCGGUGUGAAUGGGUUUGGUGGUGCUGGCACGAACGGCGACGGGUCGGGAACCGACAACAUCAGCGGUGGUGGGUUUGGUGAUGAUGAUGAUGAUGGUAACGGUAUGGGUGGCGGUGGUCGACGUGGCAGUCGCGCUGCACGCAGGAGCGUGACGUUUGAAAACGACGCAUUCGCUGGCAUCAAUGGCGAUGGAAGCGGUGGUGGUGAUGGCGGUCCCGGCAACGACGGUACCGGCGGCCGCGGUGGCAGUGGUGGUGAUGGUAGCGGUGAUGGUCACAGUGGUGAUGAUGGCAGCGGUGACGAGGAAGGCGAUGAGCUCGUUGACCUGAGCACCGGUAGGCACGUUGCCGCCAAGACGUCGUCAUCAACCGCUGCGAAGAAGCCGCGCGGGAGUCUCAGCAAAGCGCGGCGCAAGAGCACCCGUCGCAAGCUGCGUGUCGGUGAUGGCGACGAUGACGAUGAUGACGAUGGCGCCGGCGAGAGGUCGCGGCGUGCGAGCAUGGCCCUCUCGGAGGCGCUCUCGGAGGCGCAGAAGUCUGCGCGCAAGAAGCGCCACAAAAUGCCGCCACAGGUCCACGCCGAUCCUUCCGGCGCAGCUCAAACGCUUCAGUCGAUGAUCAAAGGUGGCGAUGACGAGCUACUUGACGAAGAAGCGGCUGCGAGUGAUGCCAUCAAGUACGCGUACAACUACUGCAUCCUCGACCCAGAGCACGUGAAGUAUUAUCUGAAAGUGUUCAAGGACGUUGAUGCGAACGGCGAUCACCGACUCGAUUACAAAGAGCUUGGCCGCGGGCUUCGGCAAGUGAACAACCAUCUCAUCACGAAUCGCGAAGUGGACUAUGUGCUGCGCGUCUUGGACGUUGUCAACGAAAGCAUGGGCAGACAGCACAGGGAGAACAAGCGUCGCAUCAGCUUUCGUCUGUUCUCCGUCAUUGCUGCCCUCUCAGAACGCGUCACAAAACUUGACAGUGUUGUGCGCAACAAGAUCAACACAAUGGAUUACCGCGCACUCGAGGAAAAGCUCAAGCACGCCAAACACCUUUUCUACGUCAACGAUCUCCGCAAGACCGGCACCAUCAGCAUGGAGGCGUUGGAGAUUGAGAUGCAGGCUGGCAACCUCAAGAGCAGCCACCGCCGCGAGGUGAUGCAGCAAAUCGCGCAGGAAGGCAUCGAGGAGCUGACCUUCCUGGACUAUUUGGCGUAUAUUCCUCUCUUCCUGGACAUCCAUGAUGCAAUUUUGGACAAUCCAUUGGACGACUCGCGCAACCGCGACUUUGCGCAAUAUCGUUCGGGGAAACCCGGUCCUGUUGGCCUCUGAUGAUGACGUCGUCCGUACACGCACACACACACGCACACGUGGGCGCCAGCGCGCUGCUUGGGGUGUGUUGCGUUUUCUUCUUUCUCUUGUGAAUGCUGUGUCAUUGAUGUCGAUGAGUGACAAAAGCACGUAUCCUCUUUUGUCUCUGCUUAUUCAGACAUACUGCGCCCUUGCGGCGUGUGCGCAGAUCUAAUGCACGCACACGCACACGCACACGCACCGUACACGUGCACACGUGCGCGCUUGCUGGCGCGUGCAAACGCCAGUAUGAUACUCCAUAUGUAGUUGUAGAAUUUCGUCGCUCUUCUCAUCUGAUUUGUGUUGGUGGCAGUGCGUGCGUGGGCUUGCUUAUGUAUCACCUUGUUCAGCUUUUGUGCUUUCGUCUUCCUGCGAUGACUUUUGUGCUCUAGAUUUGUGCUGUCUUGCUUAUGAUGGAGAUCACCGUGAUGUGAUGUGUGACAUGCAGCUUGUCUGCGAGCUUGCAUUCUGUAUUCACCAUGUCAGUGUGUGCUGCUUGCGUCUUGCGUUUAUUGUUCGCAUUCACGUUUAAGUAAAACCUCAUGUGAGUCAAAC